AUGUCGAGUUCCGGUGGAGACAUUGGCAGUGCCAAAGAGGGCUCCUCCAAUUCCCUCUCCAGUUUGGUAUCCACCCUGGUACCGACUGCCAUUCUCGCCUUCGCCUUCGUGGCCGCCUUCUUCAUCGCGCGCAAGUACUUCCGCCGCGUCUAUGCGCCCAGGACCUACCUCAACCAUCUGGGCCAGCAGCGACAGACCCCCGCGCCGAGCCCAGGCUUCUUUGGAUGGAUAAAGGACUUCAAGAACCUCAAGGACGAGUACAUCCUGGACCACCAGUCCAUUGACGGCUACCUGUUUGUGCGCUUCUUCAAGGUUCUCAUCAUCACCUGCUUCCUAGGAUGUCUCGUCACAUGGCCUGUCUUGUUCCCCGUCAAUGCCACUGGAGGCGCAGGCCAAGAACAGCUCGACCUGCUCUCCAUGAGCAAUGUCGACCCCGCAGGCACCAACGUCAACCGCUACUAUGCGCACGCCGGAAUCUCCUUCAUCUUUCUUUCAAUGGUCAUGGCCAUCAUUGCCCGCGAGUCUUUCUAUGUUGUCAACCUCCGCCAAGCAUACCGCCGUUCACCAUGGGGAGCCAGCCGCUUGUCCUCGCGUACCAUUCUGUUCACAAAUGUCCCUACCACCAUGUCCCAGUCGGCUCUCUUCGAAAUGUUCCCUGGCGUCAAGCACGCCUGGGUUGCGUCCAACACCAAGGAGUUGGAUGACUUGGUCGAGGACCGCGACAAGACUGCCAUGAAGCUGGAGGAGGGCGAGAUCCAGUUGUCCCGCGAUGCCAACACAAACCGAAUGAAGGCCGAGAAGGGCAAAAAGCACUUCGUUGCGAGCGACGUAUCUGACGGCACCAAGUGGAUUGACCCCAAGAAGCGACCAACACACAAGCUGAAAUUCUUGAUUGGCAAGAAGGUUGACACCAUUGAGUACGGGCGUUCGCACCUGGCUGAGCUCCUUCCCAAGAUUCAACAAGAGCAGGACAAGCACUGGAAUGGCCAAGGCGACUUGGUUGGAGCUGUCUUCCUCGAGUUCGACACCCAAAAGCACGCGCAAGACGCCUGGCAGAUGAUGCAGAGCAGCAAGACUAGGCCUGACAAGAAGCUCAAGGCGCGCCAGCUUGGUGUCAUGCCUCAAGAAGUUGCCUGGGGUAAUCUGCGCAUCAAGCCCAUGGAGCACCUCGUUCGUUGGGCACUAGCUACUGGCUUCAUCUCCGUCAUGAUCAUCUUCUUCGCGGUUCCUGUUGCCUUUGUCGGUCUGAUCUCCAACAUCAACUACCUCGCUGAUCGCUUCACCUGGCUCGAAUGGAUCCUGGACAUUCCCAAGGUGAUUCUGGGUGUAGUCACUGGUCUCCUUCCCGCUGUCAUGCUUGCCGUUCUCAUGGCUCUUGUGCCUAUCGUUUGUCGUCUGAUGGCCAAGUUGGCCGGAUACGUUACAUACAGUCAGAUCGAGCUCAAGUGCCAGAGCUGGUACUUUGCCUUCCAGGUUGUGCAAGUCUUCCUUGUAGCAACUCUCUCUAGUGCCAUCACGUCCGUCAUCAACCAGGUCCUCGACAACCCGAGCAUUGUACUCAACCUUCUCGCUACCAACUUGCCCAAGGCCUCCAACUUCUACAUUAGCUACUUCAUCCUGUUGGGUCUCUCGUCGGCUGCCGGAACUCUGCUGAACAUCGGUGGCUUUGUUGUAGUAGUACUCCUCGGCCGCAUCCUCCCCGGCAAGACACCUCGCAAGAUCUUCGAAAAGCUUACCAAGCUCUCUGCUCCUUCAUGGGGAUCCGAGUACCCCAAGUGGGUGAACUUAGCUGUCAUUGGUAUCACCUACUCUGGCAUCGCACCUCUUAUCCUCGGUUUCGCCACGGUCGGUUUCACCCUCAUCUACAUUGCUUUCAGGUACAACUUCCUCUACGUCUAUGAGACCAACCUGGACACCAAGGGUGAGGCCUACCAGAAGGCACUUCGCCAGCUACUUACAGGUGUCUACCUCUCUGAGAUUUGCCUCAUUGGUCUCUUCGCCAUUGCUACCGCCGACAACAUCCAGGCUGUUGGUCCUCUGGCCAUCAUGUGUGUCCUUCUCUUCCUCACCAUCGUCUUCCAGUUCACUCUGAAGUUCGCCCUGAAGCAUGAAGAAGCACGCCUUGCCUAUACUGAUCCAUCCCCUGCCCACGGCGGCCUCAAGGGACACAUUGAGGAUGGCAUGCACGCCCAAAAUGGCGAGAAGGUCAACACAACCGACGCCACCCCUAGCUACGCGCCCAAGCCUACUCGUAUGCCCAUGUUCCUGCGUAAGAUGUUCAACCCCGAGAAGCACUCGAUCCACAAUCUCUCAGCCUCGCUCGACCAAUUCUACCACCAACCGCAGGAGCCACUGCCAAUCGAGAUCCAGAAGCGUGCUUUCUUCAACCCAUCGGUCACUAGCCCUACGCCUGUGUUGUGGAUUGUGAGAGAUGACAUGGGCAUCAGCCAGCGCGAGAUCAGAGACACGCAAAAGAUUGUUCCCGGACUCAUCAUGACUGACGAGCAGGCCACCUUUAACGAGAAGGGUAAGGUCAGCUGGGAUGGUGUUGAGAAUGGCCACUCUCGUGAGGCACCCGUCUUCGACGAGCGUAUCGUUUACUAG
Molecule: messenger RNA, 2604 nt
Organism: Alternaria postmessia
Lineage: Eukaryota; Fungi; Ascomycota; Dothideomycetes; Pleosporales; Pleosporaceae
Exons: 3
Coding region: 1-2604 (867 amino acids)
Cellular component (GO): plasma membrane
Molecular function (GO): calcium-activated cation channel activity
Source: RefSeq, a predicted model, not a curated record